AUGACUCAUCUCUGUAAACUACUAAUAACUCUGUUAGCGCUCAUAGCCACAGUACUCCCCUCACCAACCCAAGCUUCUCCCAUAGACUCAUACCAUGAACCUGCACCUGCACCUGCUUCACCUCCUGAAAUCAACAACGAUGACGACCCUCUCUCUCCGCUAUCACACUCUCCUUCUCCUUCAUACCCUUCUGAUGAUGAAGAAGACAUGGCUCCAGAAUACCAAUACCCUUCUCCUCCAUCUUACGCCCCAGGGAUAGAAGAAGACUACCCUUAUGCUGAAAACCCUUUUCCUUCUCCUUCAGAGGCACCUUACUUUGAUGAUAUCAUGGCUCCUGAACCUGAUGCAGAUGAUGAGUUUUAUUAUUCUCCAUAUGAAGCUCCUAGUCCUACAGAGUCCACGUACUCUGCUGGGGUAUCUUAUGACGCUGCUGAUAUAGCUCCCGCUACUCCACCGGUAGUUCCCUUCAGUUAUAGUGCUGAAGACGAUAGUGGUGGUUUCAGUGAUGAAGAGGAGUACCCUGAAUUGAAGAAGGAGAAUAGAUCAGUCAUUGGAUUUGUAAUGGGGGCUAUAUGUUUGGUUGGAUUGGGAGGUUUGGUUUACAAGAAGAAGAAGAAGAAUCAGAAACGCGACCACCCAAUGUACGUACAGUUGUCAAAAAAGAUGGAUGUUUGA
Molecule: messenger RNA, 675 nt
Organism: Gastrolobium bilobum
Lineage: Eukaryota; Viridiplantae; Streptophyta; Magnoliopsida; Fabales; Fabaceae
Product: vegetative cell wall protein gp1-like
Exons: 1
Coding region: 1-675 (224 amino acids)
Source: RefSeq, a predicted model, not a curated record